UCUGGGAUCUAUCUGGGAUCUGAAGGUGAAAGAAAGAUUUGGGAAGACAGAAAAAAACAAACACAAGACUAACAAAUUCAUCCAGACAAGACCUUUGCGUUUUGCUGAUCAGCAAUAAAUAACCUAGCUUUUUCAAAAGGACAACGCUUGACAUGGAGAUCACCAGGCGUUACUUGCCAUUGGAAUGGGAAGAGCGUUGGAGGAAAGAGAAGGAGAGAAAGAGACGAGUCAUGGAAGAAGGUGGUGAAGGUUUGGAGCAGGAAAACCAUGAGCUGAGGAGAAUUGUUGCCUACAAUGACUCUAGGAUGGGACUGAAAAGCUGGAUGGAUAAAAAAGACGGGUCAGAGGUCAGGACAAGUAGAAGAAGUCAGGAUAUGAGAAAAGAAGGCCUUGGUGAUAAUGGCCACACAUAUCACAGCGACACCUAUCCCACGAAGAUAUUCCAAGCCCUGAAGGAAUUUUGGGAUUCAUCUCUUCUUACAGACCUAACUCUGAUCACUGAAAAUGGCAGCAGUUUCCAUGUACACUCUAUUGUUUUGGCUGCUGUCAGUUCCUUCAUCUUGGACACACUCAAGGAAAAAAAAGGGAAACUGUGGAACGGUAAUAAGGAUGUAGGAGCUCAUAGGUGGUCGGUAUCUCUGGCUACGGAAGUUGAUUGUGCUGGGCUUCAGGGAAUAGUGGAGUUUGCCUAUACUGGGGCUGUGUUCUGCCUAAACAGACACACUGUGGCUCAGAUCAAGGCUGCAGCACAAGCACUGGGGGCUCCUAGAGUGAUGGAUCUCUGCAACAAAGAGGAAAGAAUAAAGGAGGAUGGAAGUACAGAGAAAGAACAGGCAGCCUGCCCUCUAGAACAAAUGAGGAUUACUCUUCAGUGUAUUGAACAUCUGUGGGAAGAGAGAGAGGGAUGUGAUGUGGUUUUGCAGAUGGAUGGAGCUUCACUGUAUGCCCACAGAGUUAUCCUGGCAGCCAGCAGUGACUAUUUCCGUGGCAUGUUCACCUGUGGAAUGAGGGAAUCCCAUCAGACCUCUGUUGCCCUUCCUUUUGUGUUAGCAUCUGAAUUAGAGAUUCUUAUUGCUAGUUCCUACAGUGGAACCCUUUUACUCAGCUGGAAAAAUGUCUUUGAGAUUACCUGCACUGCUCUCCAGCUUCAGUUCCAAACCACCCUCUCACUUUGCCUCGAUUUCAUGCAUCAGAAAAUAGAUGCAAGCUCCUGUUUGGAUGUGGCAUCAUUUGCUGAAGCCUAUGGAAUGCCAGAGCUCCUUGAGCAAGCCAGUGAUUUUGUACUUCAGAACUUCUGGGAGGUGUCAGUCACAGCAAAGUUUCAGGAUCUACCAGCGGAGAAGCUUUUAGGCUUCCUCAGCAGCGAUGGUCUCUGCGUACCAUCAGAGUUGGCUGUAUUUCGAGCUGUAAUCUUUUGGGUUGAGGCUGAUCCUGAAGAGAGACUUGGUCAGGCUGGCUUAUUAAUGACUGGGGUCCGCUUUCCCCUCAUGACCUUUCGAGAAUUUAGAGAGGUAAGAGCUGUCAAUUUGCGCAUGGAGUGUUUUGGAAACAGAGAGGUGGAACUCUAUGGCUCUGCCCUCAAGCAGUUUGGAUUUAGCCUGCCAACAACCCAAGAUCAGUGUCGGGUCAGGCGACCAAAAGAUGCCUUGAUCCUAACCGGAGGAGACCAGCUCAACCAAGAUGUGGGUCAACGCAUACCAAGCAGGGAAGUGUGGUUUGUAAACUCCUUGCGCAGUGGCACAGGAUUGGUAAAGGAGAUAGAGUGGAGGAAGCUGAGUGAGAUGCCAGACAAGCCAAAGUUCAGGCAUGGAGCAGCAGUAAUGGAUGGAAGGCUGUAUUUGGCUGGCGGAUGCUAUUUCUAUGCCAAGGAUGACAUGAUGAAAUCCGCCUACAGUUACGACCCCCAGUGUGACAGCUGGGAGAGGCUGGCUGACAUGCAGGAGAUCCGAUCUAACUUCUCACUGGUGGUACAUGAGAAGUGUCUUUAUGCCAUUGGUGGCGAUAAGAACACCAACACCAACGUAGACAGUGUAGAAACAUACAAUCCAGACAGCAACACAUGGAGCUUUGUCCAGCCCCUGGAUCAGGCUCUAAGCGGAUAUGCUGCCACUGCUUUUAAUGGCGGAAUCUUCAUCUCAGGAGGUUUCAACUGUAAGUAUGUGUGUUUGGUUUCUAUGUUUUUGUACCAGCCAAGAAGUGGCACCACCUACCUGGCAGACAUGACCCAUGACCGGGCCCAGCACUGCAUGGAGGCCCUGCGAGGCCACCUUUAUGUCGCUGGUGGAGUUCGUAACCUGGGGGAAUAUUACACCGACCAACGAGCCUGUGAGGUGUAUGAUCCUGUGACAGACAGCUGGACAGAUUUUGCAGCCCUGCCUGUGCCACAUGUGGGCGCAGCUUCAGCUGUCCUGGAGAGUAAGAUCUAUGUACUGGGAGGAUACUGCCAGGAUGACUUCAGUGAGUCUGGACUGGUCCAUCGGCUGGAUCCCAGCACACAGAGAUGGGAGAGUAUGGGGAAACUGCAGGGACCUGUUACUGACAUUUGUGCCUGUCUGCUCCAACUGCCUGAACAUCUAAGGCAGUAGGAGCCUGGAGCUGAAGGUUGAUUCUUCUGGAAAAAGUUUUUGGAGUUUAAAUAGAAGAGAUUUCUUUUGCUUCUAUUUUUAAAUAUUGAAAUCAAACAUGAAUAUAAUAUGAAAAAGUACUGGAUGUAAACAAGAUGAUUAUAUAAUUGUGCACAAACUUUACCUUGUUUCUGUGACAAAUUUGUAAACCAUUUUCAGCAUAUUGUAGUGGUUCUGGUGUUUAUUUGUAUUUAUGCACAAACAACAAUCAAACACAACACAUACUGUAAAUAAAUUCUCUCACAUAAAGGUAAUUUUCUAAAACACUAGAAUACAAUUCACAUGACAAUAAUAACAAUAAAACAUUAAUAUUUAAGGAAAUCAUAAAACAAAAAAGUUUCACUUCAGUCACUUCAUACAUAUUGAGGAGCUCAUUUUAUCUUAUUCUAGUACCGUAUGCUCAUGUCCCUCAAAAUGCAAUUACACUGUACAUCACUAAUCACUAAUCACACUCACUUGAAACGAUAGAAAAGAAGACAUAUAAAAGACAUGCUGUUGAUGGAGGUUCACCCAUAAAUUAUUGUGUAGUCAGCUAUGUGUGAUAUUGUUAUAUUGACAUAUAUAUGUGCUAAACUGCUGUACUAUGUAAAGUCCUACAGUAUGAGAUGACCUUUGUUGGAAUGUGGCUUCAUGAAAUAAAUACAUUUGCAUUUGUGUCA
Molecule: messenger RNA, 3283 nt
Organism: Betta splendens (Siamese fighting fish)
Lineage: Eukaryota; Metazoa; Chordata; Actinopteri; Anabantiformes; Osphronemidae
Product: kelch-like protein 33
Exons: 4
Coding region: 153-2585 (810 amino acids)
Molecular function (GO): protein binding
Source: RefSeq, a predicted model, not a curated record